UCAUUGUCAAUCUCAAAUUGCAUAGGGUCAAGACACGAACUGCAACGGCUGCCAGAGAGAGAACAGGAGGAGGGAAGUGUAAGAGGUAAGAUGGUGGUAGUACUUCCACGUCCCCGCUCGAGCUUCCCAGCGACCGAGCAACCAGAAGAGCAAAUCAAGAACACCCCUCUGGUUCCAUCCAUCUCCACCAAAUGAUCCAGCUCUAGCGCCCGAGCUCGCACCAGAAAUGCCACUCCUCUCUCACCACCGCACCUCCGCUUCUCCUCCGCCGUCGUCCGCCGCACCCUCCUACACCUCCAAGCCCGACAAGCCCCACAGACCCGCUCCCGCUCCUCCCUACUCCCGCCGGAUUCUCCUGCCCGUCGUCGCCUUCUCGGUCGUCUCCCUCGCGAUCGGCGUCGCCGGAGUCUCCUUCUCUCUCUAUGCUCUCCGGCGGCCGGGGCCCUCGCCCGUCUUCCGGUGCGGAAGGAGCGUGGACACUUUCCGGGCUUUAUACUCGGCUUCCGGUUCGAGAAAGCUCGGUGAUGGUGGCAACGGCGGGUUGGCUACGGCGGCGGAUCGUCCCAAGCUUUUGGGUCUCGUUGGCAUUCAGACCGGGUUUGACUCUGCCGAUCGCCGAGCUGCUAUUAGGAGCACUUGGCUUGCUUCUGACCCUGAUGGGCUUUUGAGGUUGGAACAAGCUACUGGUUUGUCUUUUAGAUUUGUGAUUGGGCGAUCAAAGGAUGCGACGAAGAUGACCAGACUUCAGAAAGAGGUCGAUGAGUAUAAGGAUUUCAUGCUCAUUGAUGUCGAAGAAGAAUAUUUAAGGCUCCCAUACAAGACGCUGGCAUAUUUUAAGGCAGCAUUUGAACUUUUUGAAGCAGAGUAUUAUGUUAAGGCGGAUGACGAUAUAUAUCUGCGUCCAGAUCGUCUUGCGACUUUAUUAGCUAAAGAGCGAAAACAUUCUCUUACUUACAUCGGAUGCAUGAAGAAAGGGCCAGUCGUAACUGACCCGAAGCUGAAAUGGUAUGAAAAAUCAGGCCAUCUGAUUGGAACUGAAUAUUUCUUGCAUGGGUAUGGCCCUAUGUACGUUCUGUCUGCAGAAGUGGUAGCUUCACUUGCUACUGCUAGAAAUAACAGCUUGAGAAUGUUUAGCAAUGAGGAUGUUACUAUUGGUUCGUGGAUGCUCGCUAUGAACGUAUAUCAUGAGGACAACCGAGCAAUAUGUGAUCCUCGAUGCACACCUACAUCAGUUGCGGUGUGGGACAUCCCAAAAUGUUCAGGUUUAUGCCGUCCGGCCACUAAGAUGAGAGAGCUUCAUAAGAUUGAUAUGUGUUCUAAAAGCCCUACGCUGCCUCCUGACGACGAGUGACUAGUAAUGUCUGUUAUGCUUGAACUCACCAUCCCUUCAAUCUGACUGCUGGAAAUCUAGGAGGAUUGCCUCCAUCAAUUGGCUUUUUGGUAUAGCUGUGACCCGUUUCUCCAUUACGCCAUUGUUUUGUGGAUUAUCAUAGCCAUACUGAAGCCUUGCCCGCAACUCCAUGAAACAGCAAACUCUUGGGUCUGUGGGAAUUGCAUUGAAUACUGUAUACACACGAAGCUGUCAUGCUGCUAUAUAUUACAAAUGGACUAAAUGUAACUAUUGCUCUGGGACCGGGUCCCCGAUGCCCCCAUGGGAAUGAAAUUUUACUUCUGAAAA
This is a messenger RNA of Syzygium oleosum, 1678 nucleotides long. Its product is annotated as probable beta-1,3-galactosyltransferase 12. The coding region runs from base 227 to 1351 and encodes 374 amino acids. The record is from RefSeq and is a predicted model, not a curated record. Gene Ontology annotation, cellular component: Golgi membrane. Lineage: Eukaryota; Viridiplantae; Streptophyta; Magnoliopsida; Myrtales; Myrtaceae. The transcript is spliced from 7 exons. Gene Ontology annotation, molecular function: hexosyltransferase activity.